AUGAACAUUUUCCAGAAUUGGUUUACCGAACAUUUUUGUCCGUCUGUUAAACGCUACUGCGAAUUUAAAAAACUAGAACCGAAAGCUUUACUUUUGAUUGAUAAUGCUCCAAGCCAUCCGACGCAUUUGUCCGACUUAACAACAUGCAUUCCAGUAGAAAUGGUUUUUCUGCCGCCAAAUAUAACUUCGUUAAUCCAACCAAUGCAUCACGGCGUAAUAUCAAAUUUUAAAGCUUAUUAUCUCAGGCGGACAUUUCGACAACUGAAUGAUAAAACCAAUGGAGAAGAUAAACAAUCCAUUAGAGAUUUCUGGAAAAACUACAAUAUCAUGGAUGCUGUAGCCAACAUCAAUCUUUCCUGGAAUGAGGUCACCGAGAAAUGUUUGAAAGGAGUAUGGAAGAAUGUAUGGCCGGAGCUAAGCAAAAAUGUUGACAUUAGAGAAUCCAUUGUUGAUGUCGACGAAAUUGUCAAGCUAGCUAAUCAAACAGGGUUGGAUAAUAUAAACGCGCAGGAUAUUGAUGAAUUAUUGCAAGUUACAAUAGAUGAAAGUCUUUCCAACGACGAUCUUAAAGAAUUAGUAGAACAAGUGCACGAAUAUGACGAAGUUAGCGUUUCAGAAGAUGAGGAGUAA
Molecule: messenger RNA, 630 nt
Organism: Osmia bicornis bicornis
Lineage: Eukaryota; Metazoa; Arthropoda; Insecta; Hymenoptera; Megachilidae
Product: tigger transposable element-derived protein 1-like
Exons: 1
Coding region: 1-630 (209 amino acids)
Cellular component (GO): nucleus
Molecular function (GO): DNA binding
Source: RefSeq, a predicted model, not a curated record